Messenger RNA from Protopolystoma xenopodis, 276 nucleotides. The record is from the annotation of a GenBank genome assembly. Lineage: Eukaryota; Metazoa; Platyhelminthes; Monogenea; Polystomatidea; Polystomatidae.
AUGGCGCCAAUUUAUCGUUUACCUGCUCGGGCGUCUCCCCACCGAACUAGUAAACUAAGCAAAAGGAUCAAAGGAUCCAGGUUUGCUGGCCCAUCGACCCCUAUCGACUCAGAAUUGAGUAUCCAAGCAGCAUCUACCGAUGAUGCCCCGGAGAUCCCGACACGACCGUCUGACAGCCGCACAGCUCUCAAGUCGUCCGACCGUCCGCCGAGGGGCGGCUUUGGGCCGGCCCAUCGUGCGAUUAUUCCACAACCAAAAGGCCAGAAGACCAGAUAA